Messenger RNA from Tyto alba (common barn owl), 1764 nucleotides. RefSeq names its product protein tyrosine phosphatase non-receptor type 7 (gene PTPN7). Lineage: Eukaryota; Metazoa; Chordata; Aves; Strigiformes; Tytonidae. The coding region runs from base 219 to 1310 and encodes 363 amino acids. Gene Ontology annotation, molecular function: protein tyrosine phosphatase activity. Gene Ontology annotation, biological process: protein dephosphorylation. The record is from RefSeq and is a predicted model, not a curated record. The transcript has 10 exons.
CAGCAGCUCCUUUGAUAAGCAGCUUCCUGAACACUUUCAAACCGUGGUGUUAGAACGACACACGCAGCGCCCGCGGGCCUGUGCCGGGACCAAGGGGAGCCCACGCCGCGGGGCAGCAGCUGCUUCUCCUCCAAUGGCUCCUUGAUUCCCUGGGAGCUGAGGGGCCACCCGUAUCCACUCCCUGUGCCUCAGGACAAGGGCUUUGUGGCUGCCACAGCAUGGUACAAGCCUGCUUGGUGUGCUCCAGAGUUCAUAACGGCAGCCUGACAGCCCAGGCAGCCGGGGCAGACAUGGACAAGACAGACAAACCCAGUCCCUCUGUCAAGAAGCACGUGCGUCUUCAGGAGAGGAGGGGCUCCAACGUGUCGCUGAUGCUGGACAUGAGCUCACUAGGGAGUGUGGAGCCCAUCCAGCCCGUCUGCACGCCGCGGGACAUCACACUGAAGUUCCUGAGGACGUCCAGCCAUGUGCUGAGGAGAGAGGAGCUCCAGCAACACGCCCAGAGACUGACGCAGCUCCAGGAGGAGUUUUCGAAAAUUCCACCCAACUUUGUCAGUCCAGAGGAGCUGGAGAUCCCUGGACGUGCCUCCAAGGACAGAUACAAAACCAUCCUUCCCAAUCCUGAGAGCCGGGUCUGUCUCAGGAGGGCAAGGAACCAGGAGGAGGACAGCUACAUAAAUGCCAACUACAUCACGGGCUAUGCGGGGCGGCCCCGGGAGUACAUUGCCACCCAGGGACCCAUGCUGAACACCGUGACCGACUUCUGGGAGAUGGUGUGGCAGGAGGAGGCACCCCUCAUCAUCAUGAUAACCAAGCUCCAGGAGCGCAAAGAGAAAUGUGUCCACUACUGGCCCGAGAAGGAGAGCACCUAUGGACCCUUCACCAUCCGUGUGCAGGGAGUGAGCGAGUGUGUGGAGUACGUGAUCCGGGAUCUCUCCAUCCAGCUUGAAGGUGAAUGCCGCCAGGUCAAACACAUCCUCUUCCCUUCCUGGCCGGACCAGCAGACACCUGAGUCAGCCAAGCCCCUGCUACACUUGGUGUCCAAGGUGGAGGAGACUCUGCAGGCUGCAGCCAGCCCAGGGCCCAUCAUUGUGCACUGCAGUGCAGGCAUUGGCCGGACAGGCUGCUUUAUCGCUACCAGGAUCGGGUGCCAGCAGCUGAAGGACACGGGGGAGGUGGAUAUCCUGGGAAUCGUGUGCCGCCUCCGCAUAGACAGAGGCGGGAUGAUCCAGACAAGUGAGCAGUACCAGUUCCUCCAUCACACACUAGCUCUCUACGCUUCCCAGCUGCUGGAGGCUGAAGGCCACUAGUGCAGGGCUCCCACCAGGCUGCCAGCUCCCUGCUCUGACCUCUCCUGCACCAGCCUCGGGGACACCUCCACCAAAACCACUCCUGCUGCUGCCAGGACAUAGAGCAGCAGCAUGAGCAUCCCUCAGGAUGAGCACAGACAAGCAAAUGCGUGGGGAUCGUGGCCUUGUGACUCUGGGGACGAGCAAGGUUUGUCGGGUUCACAUGAGGGAUUCAGUGGGUGCUCGAGGUGGCCAUUGCUGCUGGCUUGAGGCAGAUUUCACCCAUGGAAAGAAGCUUUGGCUUUCAAAACAUGCAACAUUUUAUUCUCAACCAGAAGAGCAAGCUGUGCAGAGGAACUGAAGCUGGGUGAGCACCAGAAGCACAGUUUGCCUUUUAGCUGCACAGAAAUGUUUACCCUGUUAGACACAGAGCUGGUAGAAUUACCCUGCAAAUAAACAGAGCCACUUUCCUGAC